ACAUAUGUAGAGGUGUUCGACCACUUGGGUCACUAGUCAAAUCCAGAUUUUAUCAAUAGCUGACCGGGGCAGAAAUUCUAUUAUCCCUAUUUAAUUGCAGUAUUUUUGUAAGUCAACUGUUACCCUCCUUUUUGGUGCUGUAUAUAUAUAUCCACACGCACUUACUUUUUGCAUACCAAGAAAUUCAUUAUGGAUUCCACACUUGAAGAAAUUAAUCCUCAUUCUCAAUCCCCUAAGCCAAAUUUCAUGGUGAAGUUGAAGGACAAUUUGAUAUUCAAAUCAAAAUGGUCUGAAUUAAAUGGUGCAAUGGGUGAUUUAGGCACAUAUAUACCAAUAGUCCUAGCUUUAACACUAGCCAGUGACUUAAAUCUUGGUACAACAUUAAUAUUCACUGGUGUAUACAACUUUGUCACUGGUGCUAUAUAUGGUAUACCAAUGCCUGUCCAGCCUAUGAAAUCUAUUGCUGCUGUUGCUAUAAGCCACCCGGAAUUCGGUAUACCAGAAGUUAUGGCUGCUGGCAUUUGCACUGCUGGGAUCUUGUUUGUUUUAGGUGCUUCACAAUUGAUGCAGCUUGUUUAUAAGUUGAUACCAAUAUCUGUUGUUAGGGGAAUUCAGUUAGCACAAGGGCUGUCAUUUGCAAUGACAGCAGUUAAGUACAUUAGAAAUGUACAAGAUUUCGCGAAGUCGAAAUCUGGUAAAGAGAGGAAUUGGUUGGGGUUGGAUGGAUUGUUGUUAGCUUUGAUAUGUGCUGUUUUUAUUCUGAUUGUGAAUGGUGCUGGUGAAAAUCAGAAUGAGGAUCAAGAAAGUACAGAAAGUGAAACAGGUUAUUUAAGGAAAAAAGUUAGGAAAAUAAUAUUUUCUCUUCCUUCUGCUUUCUUGAUCUUUUUGUUAGGUGUUGUUUUGGCUAUUAUAAGAGGGCCUAAAGCUGUAAAAGGGUUUAAAUUUGGUCCAUCAAGAAUUGAAGUUGUGAGUAUCUCAAAACAGGCUUGGAAGGAUGGUUUUGUUAAGGGUACUAUUCCUCAACUCCCUUUAUCUGUGUUAAAUUCUGUGAUUGCUGUGUGUAAACUGUCAACAGAUUUGUUUCCUGAGAAGAGGGAAAUUACGGCAACGUCGGUGUCUAUGACGGUGGGGUUGAUGAACUUGAUAGGGUGUUGGCUUGGUGCAAUGCCAUGUUGUCAUGGUGCAGGAGGGCUAGCAGGGCAAUACAAGUUUGGUGGUAGGAGUGGUGGAUGUGUGGCACUUCUUGGUGUGGCUAAGUUGGUUUUGGGAUUGGUAUUAGGUAGCUCAAUGGUGAAAGUUUUGACACAAUUUCCUGUUGGGGUAUUGGGAGUUCUUUUGUUGUUUGCUGGGAUUGAAUUGGCUAUGUGUUCAAGAGACAUGAACACUAAGGAAGAUGCAAUUGUGGUACUUGUUUGCACAGCAGUUUCACUUGUUGGUUCUAGUGCUGCAUUGGGUUUCUUGUGUGGAAUUGUGGUUCAUUUGAUUCUUAAGAUGAGGAAUAUGGGUAGUGAUGGUCAGUCUUGUUCUAGUGUACUUUGGUUUCAUAGAAACCCAUAAGCACCUUUUAUGUUUGUGUGUUGGUCAUCCACUUGUAACUAAAUAAAGAUGUCUGUACUUUUUUAAGACAACGGUGUGUCGUCUUGUUAUUCCGUUUAUAUUAAUAGUCGUGGUAUUUCUCAUGUAGUUUCUUGUCCUUUGAUUUCUUUUACUAUAUAUUGAUUUCUUGUA
Capsicum annuum is the source of this 1728-nucleotide messenger RNA. RefSeq names its product molybdate transporter 1. Gene Ontology annotation, biological process: molybdate ion transport. Bases 190 to 1557 code for a protein of 455 amino acids. The transcript has a single exon. The record is from RefSeq and is a predicted model, not a curated record. Gene Ontology annotation, molecular function: molybdate ion transmembrane transporter activity. Lineage: Eukaryota; Viridiplantae; Streptophyta; Magnoliopsida; Solanales; Solanaceae.